Molecule: messenger RNA, 2264 nt
Organism: Exophiala oligosperma
Lineage: Eukaryota; Fungi; Ascomycota; Eurotiomycetes; Chaetothyriales; Herpotrichiellaceae
Exons: 2
Coding region: 206-2008 (600 amino acids)
Biological process (GO): regulation of peptide transport
Cellular component (GO): membrane
Source: RefSeq, a predicted model, not a curated record
CGAAGAAUGUCAAACGGCCACUCUUCUCUACCAGACUGAUUUGAGGACCUCCAAACGGUGCGUUUUUGCCCGUGCAACUGCGCAUGAUCCCUGCCUUAGUCACGACGUCAGAGUUUGUGCCACCCCUGUCUCCGUCCCCGUCGUCGAAGCCGUUGUAAACCUCCCCCCCUUCGAAGUGACGGGGAAAUGAGGCACAGGUCCGGCGAUGCACGACAAGUCUCCGCGUCAAUACACGGCCCAACAAGACUCGGACAGGCAAGAGCAGAUCGAGAUGGACGAUGGCGACGUGAGGAGGAAUUCUUCCAGGCAGAGGCUCCUCGAAGCCGGACGCGAGACAAACACAGGCACGACGGGGCAAGGGGUCGUCGCCGGACUGGCGAGACACACGCUCGGCCUCAUGCUCCUUCUCCUCGUGGUGUUCCUAUGGACAUUGUCGAAUUUCUUGGGAAGUAGCAUAUUCGCAGACAACACUUAUGCGAAACCCUUUUUCCUUACGUAUCUCAACACGAGCAUGUUCAUGCUGGCCAUGAUCCCGACGCUCCUACGGAUCGGUUACAGACGGCAACGAGAUCACGGAGACUUGUACAUGAGACUGCGCGGGGCGUUGUCAGGACGAGGAGGAAGAGGGACAUACAGAAGAUUAUCGUCGGCCGGCGACCGAACACUAGUAGAUCCCGAGGGAUCUAGGGAAGACGAGGCCUUCCUCGCUGCUCCAGACGACCCGAAGAAUCCAUCGCAGCCGGAAGAAGGCUUUUUGGGGAGUGGUGGUCAAGAAGGAGCCGGAGCGGCAGCGGAGGAAGAAGAAGAAGAAGAGAAGGAAAGGGCGAAACACCUCGACAUCGCGUCCACGGCUCGACUGGCGCUCACGUUCUGCAUCCUGUGGUUCGGCGCGAAUUACUUUGCCAUGGCUUGUCUGCAGCACACCACGGUCGCGUCGACCACGAUAUUGACCUCGACGUCGAGUAUAUGGACCCUCCUGAUCGGAGCCUUCACCGGCACCGAAAGGUUCACGUGGCGCAAACUCCUCGGCGUGUUGGGCUCGCUGGUCGGCAUCGUCCUCAUAUCUCACGUCGAUCUAUCCGCCGCCAGCCCCGAAAACGUCGACGGUGACGGCGGGUCACCUUCGUCGCUACCACUGUCUCGGCGGGCCGUCGAUGUGUUCCCGGACAAGCCGGCGAGCGAAAUGAUGCUCGGGAACGCCAUGGCUCUCUUGUCCGCCGUGAUUUACGGCCUGUACACGAUCACGCUCAAAAGGACGACCGUCAAGGCGCUGCCGAGGUCCCUGAACAUGCCGCUGUUUUUCGGCCUCGUGGGACUGUGGAACAUUGUCCUGUCGUGGCCACUGUUCCCGAUCUUGCACUACAGCGGGCUCGAGCGGUUCGUCCUGCCGCCGACGGGCCACAUCUGGACCAUCCUGCUGGUCAACAGCGUGAGCAGCCUGCUCAGCGACAUCUGCUGGGCCUACGCGAUGGUCCUGACCAGCCCGCUCGUCGUGACCGUCGGCCUCAGCCUCACCAUCCCGCUGAGCCUGGUGGGGGAGAUGGUGCUGCAGGGCAGGUACGAGGGCGUCACGUACUGGAUCGGCGCCGCCAUCGUCGUCGGUAGCUUCGUCUUUGUCGACCACGAGGAACGCGAGGAGGAACCGCCGCCGCCGCCCGAGGUAGCAGCAGCAGCAAACCAGGCUGCUGCGAUGCUGCCGCCCCCGUCGCAUUAUUCUAAUCACGACCGUGGCGUCGCACUGGGCACAGAGCAGACGACGAAGAAGAACUUGUCGGGAGGACCAAAGGGCGCUACUACUGCUGCUGCUGCUGUCGAGGCAGCAUCCGGCCCUUCCAGUAACAAACCUGCCCCUCUCUUCUCACCCGAGGCCGGACCGUCGGAGGACCAAAAGAGGAAGAAAAAGAGACCCCCUUGGAACCGACUCCUUUCAGGUGGAGGUCCGGGCGGCGGCCACGUGUCGAGCGACGACGACGACGAUGAUGACUUUUGGGAUAGCGAUUCUGAUUAGCCAGGGGCUCAAUUUGUUGUUUAUAGGGGGAGCGCAUUGCAUUUCUUUAUCGGCAUGGUGAAUGGAUGCAUCGUAGGGAGGGGGGCAUCCUGACUUUUGGCAAGCGAAAUGGUGAAAACUCGUAGAGAAUGAUAUCCGGGCGUCUUUGUUUUUGAUUACCUGGGUAGGUUCCCCUCUAAAACCAAAGAAAUGCAUGCAUCUCUCAAUCCCAAACAUCAAAAGCAAGAAAAUAUUGUUCUCGAUUCUCUUAUUGUCC